CCCAUUUAUAAGGGCAAGGUGAGCACCGCAACACACACAAUCUUGGCUCCUGGCGCGCGCGGGGAGAGAGAGGUAGGCAGCCGUUGCUUGGUCGCCGUAGCUAGCUGCCUGCUUCCUCCUGACUCGCGUGAGUAGAUGCUCUCAUUUCCCUUCCGGCGUCUGCUCGCCUCUGCUCCUUCCUUGGAAUCUCGCCCUGCACUUAUUCCCUCACCUGUCUCUGCAUCCUAGCUUAGCUUCUAGCUAGCGCGCAGACAGCCAGCAAGCGAGCUGCGAGCUAGAGAGACAGAGGUGUGGUUUCUUUCCGUGCGACUGCACCCUGCUGGCCUGCUGCUUUGAAGACUUGCUCAGGUCUCAAAGCACUCAAACCUUGUCCCUUGCUCGCAAACCAUUGCCGCCUCAUCCUGUUCCGCUUCUCGGGCACCGCGCGCGCAGCACCUGCUCUGUUCACUCUCUCUCUCUUCUCGCAGGCAGGCAGCCUUUCCCUUGCCGGUCGCCAUCUGCAUUUAUAUACCCCCUUCUGGUCUCCUGCUUGCCUCUGUGCAGCUACAGUAGUUCAGUGCCGUGCUCGUGACUCGUGAGGUUUCUUCGUUGCUGAGCUGAGGAGAGGGGAGCUCGGAGGGAAGCGGCGAUCAUGGCGUGGAGCGGCCGGCUCGGAGAGGCCGGGGACAGCGGUCUCGAGCUCAGCCUUGGCCUUCCAGCCUACUUCACCAUGCCCUCAGGUUUGGCCGGCGGCGAGGAGCCUAGUGACACUUCUGCUUUCCCUCUGCAAGCUGCCAAAGGAAGCAAUGGCUCCAAGGCAAGGCCAGCAGCUGCUCCGGUGGUGGGGUGGCCGCCAGUGCGUUCGUUCCGGAGGAACCUCGCCUCCUCCAGACCGCCGCCUCAGUCGUCGUCGGCUCAUCAGGAUGGCGGAGGCAAAGACGGCGGCGCGAAGGCCGGCGCCGAGCUCGGCCUGUUCGUGAAGAUAAACAUGGACGGCGUGCCGAUCGGGAGGAAGGUCGACCUCAGGGCCUACGGCGGCUACGCCGAGCUCUCCGCCGCCGUCGGCAAGCUCUUCCGCGGCCUGCUCGCCGCUCAGAGGGAUCCAGCCCCGGCCGCCGCAAGCCGACUCCGCGGCGAAGAGGAAGAGGAUCUGGUGAUCGGCGGCGGCGGUGAGUACACUCUGGUGUACGAGGAUGAGGAGGGCGACAGGGUGCUGGUCGGCGACGUCCCGUGGGAGAUGUUCGUGGCCACGGCGAAGCGGCUGCGCGUGCUCAAGAGCUCCGACCUGCCGGCGUCGUCGUAUCGUCGGCCCUUGGCAGUUGAGAGCAGGGGGCAGGAAGAGGGCUGCAGCUGACUGCUGAAGCUGAACCGUGCUCUGCUCCCACGCAUCGAUGGUCAGCUUGUAAAAAUCUCCAAGUGGAGGAUGGAGGAGUGCCGCAAAGCUCGGGCCUGCCCUUUUUUGAUGUCUCUGUCACGCUGUCAAUAGUAGUAUGAGAACAAGUCGUAAUUGGUAUUACGAUGGGUCGUGUGAUGAAACAGUAUUAGUGCUGCUAGUAAUUGGAAUAGCAACAGUGGUGGUGGUGUUAACGAAUCUAUGGCCGGUGUUGCCUCUUUUUGGUGUAA
Phragmites australis (common reed) is the source of this 1602-nucleotide messenger RNA. RefSeq names its product auxin-responsive protein IAA16-like. The transcript is spliced from 6 exons. Lineage: Eukaryota; Viridiplantae; Streptophyta; Magnoliopsida; Poales; Poaceae. Bases 632 to 1333 code for a protein of 233 amino acids. The record is from RefSeq and is a predicted model, not a curated record. Gene Ontology annotation, biological process: regulation of DNA-templated transcription. Gene Ontology annotation, molecular function: protein binding. Gene Ontology annotation, cellular component: nucleus.